GGGAGGACCCAGAGGGCGCCUCGUUGGUAGAGCGGUCCGCCAUGGAGACCGUGCGCAAAGCUCUGGCGGUGGUUGCGGUGCUAGGCGCAGGGGCUGGCGUGGGCUCCGCUCUCUUUGCCCUCGUGACCCCAGGAGAGCUGAAGAGGCAGGCGAUGCUGCGGGAUAUGCCAGAGCAGUACUGGGAUGAAGCGGCCAGGACCCAGGAGCUGGUGAUGGCUACCCUAAAGGAGGCCGCGACUACGCAGGAGAACGUGGCCUGGAGGAGGAACUGGACGGUUAGCGGCGGCGGCAGGUCGUCUUGACCCGGGCUCGCUCCGCUGGGCUCUGGGCCUCGGCCCGGGCGAGGGGACACCACGUCUCGCUGGGGCUCAGGGAGCUGCCGCCCGGUGAGCACGUUUUCCCAGUCCUGUGCCAUUGCUUUAACGAGCGCAUCGCGUGCCAGGGCCGAGAUGCGGGUCGGCUGUGUGGAGCCAAAGGAAUAAACCGAGUUCAUCCGGAAAGUGGCUCUGCAGUGGGGCAUCAAGAUGUGUUUAGACAGCUGCGAGGGCUCGCGGGAUGGGCGCGGUGGGCCGGACACCUGCCCGCCUUCCCCCGCCCCCAAUAGGUUUGCUGACAUCUUCCAAAACGGUCACGAUUUGUUUGCAUACACUUCCGGUAGUAAGCAAACGACUUUUUUUAAAAGUAA
Messenger RNA from Nannospalax galili (Upper Galilee mountains blind mole rat), 685 nucleotides. RefSeq names its product ubiquinol-cytochrome-c reductase complex assembly factor 3. Gene Ontology annotation, biological process: mitochondrial respiratory chain complex III assembly; mitochondrial electron transport, ubiquinol to cytochrome c. The record is from RefSeq and is a predicted model, not a curated record. The transcript has 2 exons. Lineage: Eukaryota; Metazoa; Chordata; Mammalia; Rodentia; Spalacidae. Bases 42 to 302 code for a protein of 86 amino acids. Gene Ontology annotation, cellular component: mitochondrial inner membrane.